Molecule: messenger RNA, 1497 nt
Organism: Saprolegnia parasitica CBS 223.65
Lineage: Eukaryota; Oomycota; Saprolegniomycetes; Saprolegniales; Saprolegniaceae
Exons: 1
Coding region: 1-1497 (498 amino acids)
Molecular function (GO): protein binding
Source: RefSeq, a predicted model, not a curated record
AUGCCUGAUGCCACAACCCAAUCCGUGCCACCGUACAAGCAGCCCAUGACGUCGUCGCAGCCUCGGCGCCUGCGGAUAGCGCUCCUGCUGCUGCUCUCGCUCUCGCUCAGCGUCAUGGCCCUCGACUCGGUGGAAGCCGCGUCGCCGCCCGAGCGCGAGAUUACCACGAGCAUGCUCUUCCAGCACGCGAGCAACAUGAGUGCACCCGGCGACCGGCGUGGCGUGCCAGCAGCCGUCGACGACGUCAACGCGACUGCCAUCAACGCGUCGAGCACGAUCCAAGUCCCGACGUCGACGCCGACGGGAACGUUUCCCGUCAAUGACACGACCCACGGCGUACCAGGCAACCCGACCAACAUCAAGGCGCUGGCCUCGGACGCGCAGGCGCAAGUGACAUGGGACGCACCGGAAGACGACGGCUCGGACCCGAUCCUCGAGUACGAGAUCCUGCUUUUGCUCGUGAGCUCCAACACACCCCUCGAGAGCACGGUGCAUGUCGGCGCGACGCAGAACGGCGCCGUCCCCACGACCGCGAUCGUGCCCAACCUCCAAAAUGGCAUCUCGUAUGCGUUCAAGGUCCGCGCGCGCAAUACCAACGGCGUCUCGACGUGGUCGGCCAAGUCGGAGCCCGUCUCGCCGCUGCACCCGCCCGAUCUCUGCACGAGCCAGACGUGCGCGGGCCACGGCGCGUGCUUUCCCAUCUACGCGCCGCAGAUCAACGACAGCACGUCGUCGGCCGAGUGUUUCUGCAAGCCCGGCUUUGUCGGCCACGACUGCUCGCGGCGCGACGAUGCGAUCCAGUACUUUUGGGACGUCGGGCCGUGGUCCAAAUGCUCGACGGGUUGCGGCGGCGGCAUUCGCCAGCGCUCGGCGACGUGCACGUCGAUCGCUUCGAUGGCGGCCGUCUCGGACAUCAAGUGCGACGGCCUCCUCCAGCCAACGCUCACAUACAUUUGCAAUGGCUUCGAGUGCGGCUCCAAGCUCAUUGAGGUCAUCUACGAGAUUGAAAUGUUUUACGACGAUAUUCUCUUCUCGAGCAAGGCCGAGCACGCGUUCGCGACAGCCUUUGUGACGGAAGUCGCCUCGGCCCUCCAAGUAGCGCCGUCCCGGCUCGACAUUGAAGCGAUCGUCCACGGCAGCAUCCGCGUGACCUUUCUCUUGCUGCCACCCAACCAAGCCAGCGGCAAGUCGCUCAACGACGUGGUCGCCGACCUCCAUGCGCAGAUCCAGGACCGGACGAGCGUGCUGCGGACCCAAGGGACGUUUGCGCGACGCGUGUACCCGUCCGGAGUCAAGCUCUCGUUCAUGAUUGCCGAGCAGCAUGCGGCGGGGGACGCCGGCGACAUCUCGAUCAUGGGCCUCGUUGGCACGGUCUUGGUCUCCGUGCUCUUCAUCUCGGCCUUUGGAUACUGUCUCCGAAGGCGCCACGAACGCAUGUUGGCCGCCAAGAAGGACCGCAAGAUGAAGCGCAUGGGCAUUGCGACCUCGAGUGUCUAG